Messenger RNA from Ruditapes philippinarum (Manila clam), 2200 nucleotides. RefSeq lists its product as uncharacterized. The transcript has 3 exons. The record is from RefSeq and is a predicted model, not a curated record. The coding region runs from base 5 to 700 and encodes 231 amino acids. NCBI's taxonomy places the organism in Eukaryota, Metazoa, Mollusca, Bivalvia, Venerida, Veneridae.
GACCAUGGGUAUAUUCAAGCAUUGUUAUGAAGCUUACCUAGAAGCGUGUCCAUGCCGAUUUGAUUGUAACAUGACCUUUAGAAGGUUUACACGUGUAGGGAUGGCGUUAUUUCUACUUAUUACGAUACCACUUCAGGCCGCUGGAAUGUUCACAUCAAACUGGGCGGAGACAAAACAGUGUUCAAACUUUGGUUUGGUUAAUACCAAAUGUGAAAAUCUCACACGUAGUGGGAAAGAUGCUUUGGAUUCAAGCGCCUUUGGAUUUCAAACAGUCUCCUUCAUCAUCCACCUAGCUACUGCUGUUGUCUACAUGUGUGUGUGGUGCUCCUUUUAUAAAAGGUUCCAAGAAAAAAACGACGAGGAUGAAAUUGCCAUUGCAAAGUUUUGCUUCCUGUGUUUCCUGCCGGCAGCGCUCUUCCUUGCUGGACUGCUUAAUUUCGUCAGCUGCAUGAUUGUGAGUAACAAAUCAUUGGGACAAGACUUCAAGCUAGGAUAUUCCUAUUAUCUUUGUUUAAUUACCAGCAUCUUCAUGAUGAUCAUUUAUGCUAUCUUCAUUAUUGGUUACUUUAUCAAAACGUACGCCAAGCACUGUAUGUGCCGGUGUCAUUUUGAAGAUCCAUGGAAAACUCAUGCAAGGGCAACGGAGAGAACAGCACAGGGAAUAACUAUCGAGAAAAUGCAACACACCGGCAACAUUUAAAUAACAGAGGACAUAAAACUUUACACGAAGGGCAGAGAAUGAAGUCAGAUGUUAAAAUAUCAAAACAUUAACACGACCAGUUCAUAUCUUAAAUAACUUCGUCAAUUCAGAAGCCAGAAAGCUAAAGCCUAAAACCGAGCGUAUCAUUAACAUUGACUUAAGAAAUGGGCAUAUAAAAUGAUUUAAAAAAUACACAUGUAACUUACAAAACAACUAACCUGGAUAAAAUAAGUUCCACGUUUUAAGUUUUUAUGACUCUGUAGCCAUUUUGUCAAGUUUGCAACCAUUUCGCUCGCUUGAGGGAAGUGUGAAACCACUUCACGUCCUGAAAUUCGUGUACAGUUUCUAAAUUGUUUUACAUAGCAUAAUACAAAAUUUGAUAUUUUAACACUAAACAUAGGAGGAAAAUGGUUAUAAACGUGUACCAACGUAUAUUACAAGGUAAUAAGUGAACUCUUGUUGUUUAUCUUUAAUGUGUAGUGUGCGUAACAAGGAGAAAUAACACUUCGAAUUGUCUGAUAUAAGUAGAUUGAAGAGAAAAAUCAAGAUCAGAAAUAUGCAAGUUACUACUUAUAAUCUAGCUUUAGACAAAUGCUUGGAAUCUUGAAAUCUUGCUAUCAUUCAAUAUUUCUUUAACGAACCUUUUUCGUUAUUGUUUAUUAGAUUUAGUAUACUAUUUCUUUCUGAACCAUUGAAGGAGAAUGCUUGAUCUAUUUUGUUUCUAGUGGUUUGUCUUGUUUUUUGUAGAUAGUUCCCGAUUUUAACAAUAUUCACCCCUUUGCCAAACACGGCAAAAGAGCCAGUAGGGAUCAAUAUUCUAUAUAAUAUAAUUGACAAAGAUAAAAUCGCAAAUAUAAAGCAACAGAGUUUGCUGAAUUGUCAAGUUCUUUUAUUUAUACAUAUGAAGAAUAAGCUAUCAAAUUUCUAUAACAUGUAUGUAAAAAAAAUUUUAUCAGUUUUUGCAUGAAUAUUAAUAAAAUAAGAGACGAUCUCAAAGGCGCGGCCAGGGGAGGUAAUUAUAGCAAUUUCUAUGUGAAAAACAUGUAUUGUUAAAUAAUAGGCUUAAGUUUAAUCCAAGUAUCUAAUCAAUUUUUAAAUGGUAGGUUUACAAUAAAAUGAAAAUACACAAAUGACCUACUAUGCAUUUUGAUAAUUUUGUUAAAAUAGGAGUAAAACUUUUCAUUACACACAUAAUUUUAUAUACAUGUAUAUUCUUUAAUUACUCUUUCAUUUUGUUUGGCAAAAAUGCACGAUUUGCGCAUGUAUAAAAUGAUGUGAGAAAUCUAGAAAGUUGAUAUUCUAUAGCACAUUCAAAGUAUAUUUAUAUAAUAUACUUCAGAAUAUAUUUUACUUAAAUUGAUCACUUUUAUCCAUGUAUUGCAAGUUGUAAAAAUGUGUGCUAAUCCAUGCUGUGAAAGUUAAUAAUGAUUGAUAUUUUCAUGACUUAUUUUGACUUGUAUAAUUAUAAUGUAUAUACAUUUUAAAAUAUAUAAUAUAUUU